UUGGGAGGUAAACAAUAAAUCUUGUAAAUCAACACAGUGUCGAAAUAUCCUAAAUUCCUUUUCGUUGCGUUGCAAAGGCGGUGUUGGGAGCUUGCAAGUGGUAGCGUGCCCAUUUCCGAUAAGGGGUACUGGAUAAUUCAUCUCCAGGUGAUACACACAGCUCCAGACAGCCUCCCACAACAUGCAGGCACAGUGUGAAGUUUGUACUGAAGGGGCAGCCAAGUACAAGUGUCCUCAGUGUGUCCUCAAAUACUGCUCAGUCCAGUGUUACAAGCAGCACAAAGAAACCUGUGUGACAAAGGAUGCAAGCAGAAAGGAUUCGGGAUCUGAGACAUUAGAGAAAGAAAGAAUUCAAGAACAGAAAGAGGAGGGUGAGCUGUCAGACGUGGAGCUUGAGACAACGGAAGACAAAGUGGAGCGACACCUGCUGGAGAAACUAGAAGAGUCUGGGGAACUGAAGACGCUCCUACAGAACCCCCAUUUACGUGUGAUGAUGUCGGCACUGGUGGGCGCUGACAAUCCUGGCAAACUCAUGGAGGACGCCAUGAAGGAACCGAUUUUCACCGAAUUCGCUGACGAGUGUCUGAAGGUUGUGGAGCCAGAGCAGACAUGAUAGUUGCUAUGGAAACUGACUGGAUAUGUUAUGACAACCAAACAGAUGUUGAGAAAUGUAAAAGACGUAUAAACCAUUUCUACAAUCUGUAGAAUGCAAUGGUGACAUCUACAGUGACAAUUGCAGUCUAGGAUGUAUAUGUGAGAUGUUGUCAUCAUCUGUUGAUGGGAUGGCUGUCAAUGAUCUGUAGAUGAUCUGUUGGUCUGUUGAUGAUCUGUUGGUCUGUUGAUGAUCUACUAAUAGCUGUUAGUGUUAAUGAUCUGUUGAUGGCUGUUGAUGAUCUGUUGGUCUGUUGAUGAUCUACUAAUGGCUGUUAGUGUUAAUGAUCUGCUGAUGGCUGUUGAUGAUCUGUUGGUCUGUUGAUGAUCUGUAGAUGAUCUGUUGGUCUGUUGAUGAUCUACUGAUGGCUUUUGAUGAUGAUGUUGAUGGUCUGUGGGCUGAUGAAGUCGACACACAAGUGACACUGUAAGGCUUCCAGUGGAGUCGAGCAGGACCAGUACAUCAUGCCACUGAAUCACUGACAAGGCAUUUGUGGACAUUGAUAGUACUACAUAGCAAACCUGGAUUACCAAGAUGAACAAGACUGUGAAGAGGUGGUGGGGCACGAGGACAAUUGCAUCCUCUACCUGCACCGAGACACAGACACAGACACACGAUACACAGGUUUCACAACCUUAUUAGAGUGGGGAGGGUGGUCGGGUAGCAAUAAACUCACUCACUCUCUCUUUUUUUAUUCAUAAAUCAAGCAUGGUUGAGAACAAUCUCACUAUAAUCAUUUUGUGUAGCUGUAUCGAGCACCAAUAUUUGAUUUUAAUGAGAUUGAAUUGAGAGCUUUCAAGAGGACGUUAUGCUUGUCGUAAGAGGCGACUAACAGGAUCAGGUGGUCAGACUCGCUGACUUGGUUGAUGCAUGUUAUCGAAGUUCAUUUGAGCGGAUCAAUGCUCAUGAUAUCAAUCACUGGAUUGUCUGGUCCAGACUUUAUUUUUUUACAGAUUGCCGUCAUAUAGCUGGAAUAUUGCUGAGUGCAGCGAUAAACAACAAACAAACAACAUCUUAGAGGAGAAAAGUCCAGUUCCUUUGCCUGUGAAUAUAUGCAUUGUGCAAGAAAGAGGUUGUUUUAUUUCAUUUUAUACCAUUUCAAGUGAAGAAAUUAAAAAUAAUGCUUGAAUAAUGUUUCAUGGUUUUGUUGAAAGCCAUUUUCACCUUAUAAAGAAAGUUUUACCAGCUUUCUUGUGUAUUUAUAUAUUGGUUAUUAUCACAGUUUGAUAGAUUGUUGUUUCAAUUCAGAUUGCAUAAUUCCUGCAUUAAAUAAUUUUUCAUGUAAACCUGUUUCCUU
This is a messenger RNA of Haliotis rufescens (red abalone), 1949 nucleotides long. RefSeq names its product zinc finger HIT domain-containing protein 3-like. Lineage: Eukaryota; Metazoa; Mollusca; Gastropoda; Lepetellida; Haliotidae. The transcript has 6 exons. The record is from RefSeq and is a predicted model, not a curated record. Gene Ontology annotation, biological process: snoRNA localization; box C/D snoRNP assembly; maturation of LSU-rRNA from tricistronic rRNA transcript (SSU-rRNA, 5.8S rRNA, LSU-rRNA). Gene Ontology annotation, molecular function: protein binding. Bases 182 to 613 code for a protein of 143 amino acids. Gene Ontology annotation, cellular component: nucleus; pre-snoRNP complex.